Molecule: messenger RNA, 423 nt
Organism: Verticillium alfalfae VaMs.102
Lineage: Eukaryota; Fungi; Ascomycota; Sordariomycetes; Glomerellales; Plectosphaerellaceae
Exons: 2
Coding region: 1-423 (140 amino acids)
Source: RefSeq, a predicted model, not a curated record
AUGGCUAACAUGACUGUAGAACCGGGCGGCUUUGUUCAGUGGGAAGAUGCCGAUCUAGUAGACCAACAUCUGCAGUCUCAACCUGCUCAAGAACUAGAGGUUGUGGCAAAGGAUCUGUUCAACAAAGCAGGUAUCGAUUACAGCUGGGUGCGUAAAAUCCCAAGGUCGCUUGAGCAGGAGGCGUUUCUGCUGCGAGACGAGAAAACCAAUGUUUUCUCUCCGAGCAUGACACAGCUGUGCACCAACACCUACUUGAUGGCUCUCACAGAGAUUUUUGAAGGUAUCAAGAGAUCGGAUGAUGGAAGCUUGGUGACGUUGAUUUCCUCGUGUGAAACUGCUCUAGGUCGGCUCAUUCACGAAUACAACAAGGGUCUUGUGUAUAACUGGAGGCCUGUCUCCGUCUUGGCGCAGAAGCCCCUUUAA